Molecule: messenger RNA, 2697 nt
Organism: Brenthis ino (lesser marbled fritillary)
Lineage: Eukaryota; Metazoa; Arthropoda; Insecta; Lepidoptera; Nymphalidae
Source: the annotation of a GenBank genome assembly
AUGAAAUGUAACCGCACGACGUCCUCGCCUCAAUACUACGUCGAUAUGUUGCCAAAUGAAAAUCCCAAUAGAAGUGGACAACGGAAUCCACAUACGGGUCCAAGAUCUGACGAGGUUCACGAGGUUUCUCUUGGCGUGGUUUUCGAUCAGCACUCCGAUGAAAUUCAAGAGGCCUUUAAGUUUGCUAUGUCACAGUUUUCCAAUGGCAUAAAUAAAACUCGGCUUGACUUUCAACUAUUCGUUGAUGUAAUCAAUACAGCAGAUGCAUUUAAGCUCUCCAGGCUGAUUUGCAACCAAUUCUCUCGCGGCGUAGUUUCCAUGCUGGGCGCUGUCACACCGGACUCCUUCGACACCCUACACUCUUAUACGAACACCUUUCAAGUACCCUUCGUUACUCCAUGGUUUCCUGAAAAAGUACUUCCCCCAACGUCUGGCUUGAUCGACUACGCUGUGAGUCUUCGUCCUGAUUACCACAAAGCUGUUAUCGAUACAAUUACUUUCUAUGGCUGGAAGAGCAUAAUUUACAUCUACGACUCCCAUGACGGUCUGUUACGUCUACAGCAGCUGUAUCAAAGUUUGCAACCAGGAAAAGCCACAUUUCGCAUUACCAAUGUAAAACGAGUGUCUAAUGCAUCGGAUGUCAUCACAUUUCUCGUCUCACUCGAGAGGAUCGAUCGUUGGAGCAACAAAUACGUGGUAUUAGAUUCUGGAACUCAACUGGCGAAAGAUGUACUCAUUUUACACGUCCGUGAUGUGCAACUUGGCCGACGAAACUAUCAUUAUUUUUUAAGUGGUCUGGUGAUGGAUGAUCGUUGGGAAAAAGAUGUAACUGAGUUUGGUGCAAUUAACAUCACUGGUUUCCGGGUCCUUGACCUUUCUAGGAAGUUUGUCAAGAAUUUCAUCGAUCUCUGGCGCCGUGAUACCAUUUCGGCUCAGGCUGCUCUGAUGUACGAUACAGUACAGGUUCUUGUCGAUGCCAUCCUUCGUAUGCUACGCAAGAGACCUGACUUCCUUCGUGGAACUUUCCGUCGCGCCAACGGUAGCAGUGUUAUUGACUGCAACCCGAAAAACCAAAUUAUACCAUAUGAGUAUGGAGAGAGGAUUUCUCGCAUCAUCAAACGAACGGAGAUAGAUGGCUUGACUGGACCCAUCCGUUUCAACGAAGCUGGUCACCGGCGAAAUUUUACUCUGCAAUUGAUUGAAAUGACUGAUAAGAGAGAGAUGGUUAAGAUCGGAACAUGGUAUGACAACAAAGGGCUGAUUCCAAUCUCAACCAAGUUCCCUGGUCUCAAGGAGUUGGGUUACUACGACCGAAACAAGACUUACAUCGUAACAACCAUAAUUGAGGACCCAUAUGUGAUGCACAGCAAGGAGUUUGUUGACCCAAAUGCUAAGUAUAGGGGCUUCUGUGUGGACUUGACUCAUCUUUUGCUGGAAAAAUUGGAAAUUAAUUUUGAAAUAAGACUUGUCAAAGACGAUAAGUAUGGCGCUGUGAACCCUAAGCUUGUCGGUGGGUGGGAUGGCCUAGUUGGAGAGCUUGUGCGAAACGAGGCAGAUAUGGCUAUUGCACCGCUGACUGUUACUUUAGAACGUGAAGAAGUGAUUGAUUUUAGCAAACCAUUCUUAUCUUUUGAUGCUACUACUAAGAAUGAGAACUUGCCGGAUAUUGCAACGAUUUUCACUUUCUUGCGCCCUUUGUCUAUGGAAAUUUGGUUCUCGAUCCUUGGAAGCAUGCUCGGUGUCAGUCUCUGUCUGUUCCUUGUAUCGAGAUUUUCUCCAAACGAAUGGCGCGUUAUGUCGCUCACCGAUAGUCACACCACUGAUAACAAUGAAAUUGCAACUACCAAGACUACUGUGGUGAACGAAUUUAGCUUUUGGAAUUCAAUGUGGUUUUCGUUAGGAUCCUUUAUGCAACAAGGCAGCGAUAUUACCCCGAGGUCAAUUUCUGGACGUAUUGUAGGGACUUUCUGGUGUUUAUUCGCACUGGUGGUUGUUUGCACGUACACAGCGAAUAUGGCUUCGUAUUUAACUAUCACGCGUAUUAAUGAGCCUCUCCAAACUUAUACGAGAGUGACGACUUGCCCAGAAGACCAUGUUCGUCGUCGUCCAGUUGAAGUUCACGAUGACCCUGUCUGGAUGGGAUUUUUGUCAACUCAACAAUUCAUGGGACAAACUGAUGUGAAAAAACCUUGCGAAAUGAUGAUAUCUGUAACACAGUCAGGAGUCAAAGACUUAGCUGUAGCCUUUCCUAAGGGAUCCAAACUAAGGGAUGGAGUGAAUUUAGCUAUUCAGGCUCUGAAAGAUGAUGGUGAAUUGCAAACUCUUGUACGAAAAUGGUUCAUCGAUAGCAAAUGCUCUGCUGACAGUGAGAUUCAUGGCAAGGAACUAACACUGAAUCAAGUAGCUGGUAUAUUUUACAUAUUGUUGGGUGGAAUGGGCCUUUCGUUGGCAGUAGCAUUGUUCGAAUUCUUCAGACAUGGACGCUCUGAGGCUGCUCGUGCGAAUAUUUCUAUUCGAAGAGCUCUAAGGGCUAAAGCUUUAAGGAAUGGCCGUGUUACUUCACCAGUACCACAAAGCGAAACUCAAGAAGAACAGGAACAUAUUGAUUGGAACGGAGGCGCUUAUGGUGGAUAUUACACGUCGAGUACCCAACCUGCUCAGGAGGAGACUGCUCUACACGGCAGCUUCACACAAGUC